AUAUUAUCAUCAUAGUAAAGGCUAUUUAACUUUUAGUUAUCCCGUGAAUAUUCUAGCGAUCGUAUAUUCUUUGUGGUAACUCUGUUGAUCUGUCAAGUAUCCGCAUGUUUGACUUACACAGUUCACCCUGGCUAAAUUAAAUCAUCAUCAUCAAUCCCAAAGCUCCCAAAUUAUUUAUAAUGGGAGAAAUCAUGGGUCUGAAAACUGAAAAAGAAACUGAAAAAAAAUCACAGCCAGUGAAAGACAUGAAGGAAGAAGUAGUAACACAUUGUGGACUAUGUGGAAUUUAUCCAAAAUGUUUUCAAAAAUUGGCAACAUCUCAUAUGUUUAUAGUUGUCUAUGGUUUUCUUGGUCUUGUUCAAGCCAUGGCAUUUAUUUAUAUCGUUGUUACUUUAACAACUCUAGAAAAACGGUUUAAAAUUCCCAGUCAAACUACAGGUAUUAUAUUGUCUGGAAAUGAGAUCUCACAAAUAUUAUCGUUGAUUCUGAUGUAUUACGGAGGAGCUGGUCACCGUCCACGAUGGUUGGCUGCUGGAGUAGGUUUUAGUGCAUUGUCUUGCUUUAUCCUAGUUAUUCCUCAUGUCAUCUAUGGUCCUGGUAAAGCUGCUCUUGCGUUGACUCAAGAGUACUUGGACCAAAGUAUUUUGUUGAACGUAACCACGACUACAGGCUUAUCUUUAUGUCCUGGUACAAAUGAACGUGAUCAAUGUGAUGAAGAGGAUCUGAUGGAUGGUAGUUUAUUACCAAGGUUCCUCGUCUUUAUGUCCCAGUUCGUCCUUGGUAUCGGAACAACUCUGUACUUUGGAUUGGGCCAAACUUAUCUUGAUGAUAACACAAAGAAAUCAAACACACCAAUGUUGUUAGGUGUUACUUUUGCGUUGAGAACAACUGGACCUGCUUUAGGAUUCAUCCUCGCCUAUGCUUGUUUAAAAAUUUACAUUGUUCCAUCUCUACAUCCUGUAAUAAGUGAAAAAGAUCCACGAUGGUUAGGAGCUUGGUGGCUCGGUUGGAUAAUUCUUGGUAGUCUUUUACUUAUCUUUGCACUGCUUAUAGCAAUGUUUCCUCGACAUCUUCCUAAACUAAAAAAAAAUCCUAAGAAACACAAAAAGGUAGAAGGCGAAGUACCUUUAAAAACUCAAAGUAAAGGUGAGGGAUUUGCAGAAACUCCAGUUCUUAAAGUAGAAAAAAUUCCUGAAGAAGACCAACACGUUCCAUCGUUAAAAGACUUUCCAAUUACAUUGAAACGAGUACUUUCCAACAAAAUUUUGUUGUGUAAUAAUUUAAGUGCGGUCUUCGGUAUUUUUGGAUUAUUGCCAUACUUUACUUUUAUGGCUAAGUACCUUGAAGUUCAGUUCAAUACUUCAGCAGCUGGUGGCACCGUUAUAACUGGUCCUAUAGCCCUAGUGGGAAUGGUCUUGGGUUUCCUAGGGUCUGGAUUCUUCAUUAGUAAAGUCAAACCCCGACCUACAAGAUUGUUAAGUUGGAAUGUAUUUGGUGGUCUAGUAGCUUUUAUUAUUCAAAUUAGUUACAUCUUCAUCACAUGUAAUCAAAUACCAAUAGCAGGAAUCGAUCCUCUUACAAUGUCAGUAAACUUUACGACAUCCUGCAACAUUAAUUGUAAUUGCGACAAUGUUAAAUACUCGCCGGUCUGUCACGAAGCUUCUAUGACGUCCUAUUUCUCAGCUUGUCACGCAGGUUGCACGAACUCGAUUGAUGCACGGCAUUAUGGCAACUGCAGUUGCGUUCCAAAUCUUCCUGAUGAUGAUUAUAAAGCUAGUGAAUAUAACAUUUCCGCUAUUUCGAGUGAUACAGUUGUGCUUGGACCAUGUCUAGGAAAUUGUACAAAAGCUUACAUGUUAUUUGUUGGUCUAAGUAUGAUCAGUCACUUACUAAUGUCCACUGGAAGAAUCGGAAAUGUUCUGGUCAAUUAUCGAUGCGUUGAAAAAAAAGAUAAGAGUGUUGCCCAGGGUGUUACUCUAAUGAUUAUUUCACUCUUUGCUCUUAUUCCGGGCCCUAUUGUAUAUGGAUUUAUCAUUGACCAGUCAUGUCUUAUCUGGGAAAAUUCCUGCAACAUAAAAGGAAAUUGUUGGUAUUAUGAUAAAGAGAAAUUCCGUUAUUAUUUCAACGUGACUGGAUCUUGUUUUACACUAUUAUCAGUUUUAUUUGAUACCUACGUAUGCUAUCUUAGCAGAAAUCUGGAUUUGUAUGGUGCAGAUGAAGAAGAUAAACGUAAAAGUUUUAUUCAAGAAGACGUGAUAAUAACUCGAGACAAUAAUGAUAAAAUAAUGAUUACGUACAAUGAAAAAACAUAACAUAUCUUACUUGAAUAUAACAUCAAGCAUCAAUUUUCAA
Molecule: messenger RNA, 2352 nt
Organism: Chelonus insularis
Lineage: Eukaryota; Metazoa; Arthropoda; Insecta; Hymenoptera; Braconidae
Gene: Oatp33Ea
Product: Organic anion transporting polypeptide 33Ea
Exons: 8
Coding region: 180-2312 (710 amino acids)
Biological process (GO): transmembrane transport; sodium-independent organic anion transport
Cellular component (GO): plasma membrane
Molecular function (GO): protein binding
Source: RefSeq, a predicted model, not a curated record